Molecule: messenger RNA, 2309 nt
Organism: Acanthisitta chloris (rifleman)
Lineage: Eukaryota; Metazoa; Chordata; Aves; Passeriformes; Acanthisittidae
Gene: MAP3K21
Product: mitogen-activated protein kinase kinase kinase MLK4
Exons: 10
Biological process (GO): protein phosphorylation
Molecular function (GO): JUN kinase kinase kinase activity; ATP binding
Source: RefSeq, a predicted model, not a curated record
UUUUGUUGCUAGAGAAGAUGGAACAUGAUGACAUUUGUAAUAAAACUCUGAAGAUUACAGACUUUGGUCUGGCAAGAGAGUGGCACAGAACAACCAAAAUGAGUGCAGCAGGGACUUAUGCAUGGAUGGCUCCAGAAGUUAUCAAAUCCUCCCUGUUUUCCAAAGGAAGUGAUAUUUGGAGUUACGGAGUGUUGCUGUGGGAACUGCUUACAGGAGAAGUUCCUUACCGUGGCAUUGAUGGCCUUGCUGUGGCUUAUGGAGUUGCUGUCAAUAAGCUUACAUUGCCCAUUCCAUCCACCUGCCCUGAACCAUUUGCAAAACUAAUGAAAGAAUGCUGGGAGCAGGACCCUCAUAUCCGACCAUCGUUUGCCUUAAUUCUUGAACAGCUUACUGCCAUUGAAGGGGCAGUUAUGACUGAAAUGCCUCAAGAGUCUUUCCAUUCCAUGCAAGAUGACUGGAAAUUGGAAAUUCAGCAGAUAUUUAAUGAAUUGAGGACCAAGGAAAAAGAGCUUCGGUCACGAGAAGAAGAGUUGACAAGAGCAGCUCUUCAGCAAAAAUCGCAAGAGGAAUUGCUCAAGCGCCGGGAGCAACAGUUAGCAGAACGUGAGAUUGAUGUGCUGGAGCGUGAGCUGAACAUCAUGAUAUUCCAGUUAAAUCAAGAGAAACCCAAUGUAAAGAAGAGGAAGGGGAAGUUUAAAAGAAGCCGGUUAAAACUUAAAGAUGGACACAGAAUUAGUUUGCCUUCAGAUUUCCAGCACAAAAUAACAGUGCAGGCAUCCCCCAAUCUGGAUAAGAGGAGGAGUUUAAACAGUAACAGCUCUAGUCCAUCAAGUAGCCCCACAAUAAUUCCUCGUCUUCGAGCUAUACAAUUAACUUCAGAUGAAAGCAACAGAACUUGGGGAAGGAGCACAACUUAUCACCAAGAAGAGUUUGAAGAUGCAAAGAGAAAUUUUAAAAAGAAAGGUUGUACAUGGGGACCAAGUUCAGUUCAAACAAAGGAUCGUGCAGAUUGUAAGGACAAGGUGAGACCCCUCUCAGAUGGCAGCAACCCUUGGUCAACUGUUUUAAUGAAACAUCAAAAAGGUGUUCCCUUAGCUUCACUAUUUGUGGACCAAGGUGUCUGUACUGAUAAGAAACUUAGCCCUGAAGGUUUGGACAGUAAAAGACCAAAGCCAAUUAAAUUGCCCAGUCAGGCCUAUAUUAAUCUACCUCUUUGGAAAGAUGAUCAGGGAGAGAAUACAGUAGAACAUGAGAGCUUUGAAGAAGGAACCUCUGCUAGUUCUACAAAUAGCACUCCUCAAAUGACGCCUACCAACAGUCUGAGCAGAGCACUGCACAAAAAGAAGACUGAUUCAGUGCUGUAUGGGUGUGCUGUCCUCCUUGCAUCUGUUGCCCUGGGCCUAGAUAUCAGAGAGCUGAACAAAUCUCAGGGUCCAGAGGAACUCUUGCCUAAAGAUGAGAAGAAGAAGCGUGAUGGAAUAUUUCAGCGUGCUUCAAAAUUUCGCAGGAGUGGAACAGAGGAUACAGCUGGCUGUAUUCCAUCCCUCAGUCCAGCUGCAAAUACUGUGAAUCUUCUCUCUAUGCCCUCCAUUUCCACAAAAUGCCUACUCCAGUCUGACAGUGAAGAUGCUUUUGUAAGCACUGUGCUUGGUGAUUGUAGUCAAUGUAGUUCCACUGAUGACUUUUCAUCUGAAACUUCUGAAAGUAAGAGGGAACAGAGGAUACAGCUGGCUCCUGACACAGUUUCUACACAAUUGAAAAAUCAGCCUUUUAAUCUUGGUCUGAAACAAGAAUCUCAAAAUGUGCCAAAAAGUUCCUCCACAAAGUUAAGUGUGUUGGGUCACAGACGAACCUUAUCAGAUGGGAACCAUUUUCAGACCACAGCUAAUGGAAUUGCUUCGACCAAUGAUGUCUCCACCCUACCAGUUCUGUCAGUUGCUGGAACUCUGCACUCUCCAUCUCUUCAACGAAGGAGCAAUCACAGUGGUGUUCCACCUGAAAAGCAAAGCACCAUCAAUAUUAUAUCAAGACCUCGACCUUCUUCUCUAAGAAAUAAAAUCGAUGCAUGGCAGAUUAUUCCACAUAUUGUUAAACCAAACUCAAAAGACUCUGAAUGUUUAGAGGGCAGUGUACAUCCAGAUGCUAAUUUCUUGCCAGAUACUGAGGAAAGAACUAACUGCCACAUGCCCUCGUUACUUGAUAUUGAUGUGGAAGGUCAAAACAGAGACUGUACUGUGCCCUUAUGUAGAAUGAAGAGCAAAACUUGUCGGCCAUCUAUAUAUGAACUGGAGAGAGAGUUUCUGUCGUGA